GUACGUAGCUAUGGUGAGAGCGACCAGGGAGGUCAACCUCAUGACAUGUAGCAAAAUCAUGCUGACCUUCCAACGUCAAUCAGAAGGAUUGCUGCGGGAACUGCUCGAGGAAGCCGAUGCAGCCGUGUACGACAGCGCCACAUCCCAAGUGAUUGCUGGGGAGAUGACGGGGUCGUACAUGGCAGCAUAUAGCGCAACAAGCGGGUUUGUGACCCUGGAUGAAGAGGAAUCGGAGCGAUUGGGGACACUUAAAUUCAAAACUCCUGAGGACGAUCCGAUGGUGGUCACUGCCAAAUGUACAAGAAUUAUGCUGGAUGAAAAGAUUCUGAGGAUGGCUCAGUCUGUUAUCGGGACUGCAGAAUCUCCAGCAUCACAGGGGGUUUGGCCGGUGCCCAACAUCAAAUGGAUUAACGGAGUCCCAGGUUGCGGAAAAACAACAUGGGUGGUGGAAAACCUCGACGAGGAAAGAGAUGUCGUGGCCACCACGACAACCGAAGCUGCCAAAGAUCUCAGAGAGAAGUUGGCGCGCCGCUUAGGAGAUCGCGUAAAAUCAAAGGUGCGCACUAUGGCCUCAAUACUAUCAAACGGGUUCAAGCCGGGUGAGAGGUGCUACCGCCUCACGGUAGACGAGGCGUUGAUGAACCACUUUGGGGCCAUAAUAAUGGCAGUAAGAUUGUCUGGUGCAAGUGAGGUCGUCCUCGUCGGGGAUAUUAACCAGCUACCAUAUAUCGACAGAGAAAACUUAUUUGAGCUUAACUACGCUCGUCCGAAUAUGGUGGCAGCCAUCACCCAGGAGCUUCUCUGUACGCACCGCAACCCACUGGAUGUGGCUUACACACUUAGCGAAAUUUACUCCGGGAUAUACUCCUCCAAGACGACGCUGUCACGAAUACACUCCCUGAGGGUUGAGGCUUACUCGGGUGCGCAAAUACCAGUAUCCGCCAAGAACACGCUGUUCCUGGUUCAUACGCAGGAAGAGAAAUCUCUUCUUGCUGGCCAGGGAUAUGGUUCUGGCGAGGGUUCGCGCAUCCUCACUAUCCACGAGGCGCAGGGGUUGACCUAUGACAGCGUAAUAAUAAUCAACACAAAGGUGAGGAGGCACCAGAUCCGCGAAAGCGUCUCCCACGCGGUUGUGGCGGUGUCGAGACACAGAGUCAGUUGCGUCUAUUACACCGAUGACGCCGAUGACGCCACAGGCCGCCUUGCCAAAAAGGCGAUGAACGCGCCGUCUAAACUGGUCGUCGAUUACAACCUUAAGACGGCCAUGCAAAAUCGGGAUGCGCCAAUCGUGGACGCCUUGCUGAGAUUAUCGAAAUCCCUGGUCGCAAGCAGGAGUGCACCUCCCAUAUAAAAACCAUACAAUAUUAGAUUUAGAUUUCAGCCAUGAUUGUCCCACUGCAGGGCAAAGGCCUCCCUACCUUCCUUCCACUCCUCUCUGAUUAAAGCUUAUAUACAAUAUACAAACAUGUAAAUAGAUUUACCUAGAUUUAAGCA
Spodoptera frugiperda (fall armyworm) is the source of this 1494-nucleotide messenger RNA. RefSeq lists its product as uncharacterized. The record is from RefSeq and is a predicted model, not a curated record. The transcript has a single exon. Gene Ontology annotation, molecular function: ATP binding. The coding region runs from base 11 to 1351 and encodes 446 amino acids. Lineage: Eukaryota; Metazoa; Arthropoda; Insecta; Lepidoptera; Noctuidae.